Messenger RNA from Cynoglossus semilaevis (tongue sole), 5305 nucleotides. It is a transcript of the gene ice1, whose product is annotated as KIAA0947-like (H. sapiens). The transcript has 20 exons. Bases 157 to 4584 code for a protein of 1475 amino acids. Lineage: Eukaryota; Metazoa; Chordata; Actinopteri; Pleuronectiformes; Cynoglossidae. The record is from RefSeq and is a predicted model, not a curated record.
AUCUCCUCUUCUGGGGUCCUGACAUGGGUCUUUGACAAACGUGGGAGACGCGAAAAUGUUGUUUUGAUUCCGUCUGUGUACUUGUUUGACAGUAAAAUGACAGAUAGAUUUUGUGUGUGAAAAGGAACCUUAUAGUGGAAGAGGAUUACUUUUACCAUGAUGCCCGGGGACAACCAGUCCAAAACGGUGGCAAUAGCUGCCGACGCCACCGUUGGGAACUGUCAAAACUGUUCCGUUUUGCAUCAGACCGUGACCGAAUAUGUGUCUUCAUUUCUUGCACUGAAACAGGAAAUAGCGGGAUCCCAUGACACAGUCAGACUACAGCAGCAAGUGGAGGAACUGCAGGUUAAACUGGUUACUCUGGAGAAAAAGACUUGUGAUUAUGACUCAGUCAAGGCUGAACUUGAGGAAAAGAAGAAUGCUGUUAGGGCCUGUGAGCAAAUGUCAGAGGAAAUAAAGAAACUGAAGCAGGAAAACAGCAGGGCAACAGCAGACAAUGAAAACCUGGAAAAGCAACUAAAAGAUAUGAAAGAAAUAACUGAAAAACAGUCACUGGACAACAUGCAGCUGAAAAGGGACAAGGCAGCAGUAGAAAAUGAGUUGUUGGAAACACAGGUGACACUGACUAAAUCUCGAGCAGAAGCACUUCGAGUUGAACAACUGAUCGAUGAAAAGGCCAAGAUUAUUCAAACGAAGGAAAUCCUCAAAAACCAAGUCAGUUUGUUGGAAGACUCGGUUUGCAAAAAGAACCAUCAAAUAUCCCAAUUGGUCUCAGAAAAGGGUUUCUGUGAGAGAAACAUGCACGAUCUCCAGGUGAGAUUGCUGAAACUAGAAAGAGAAAGAAAUAAAGAAUACAGGAGCAUAUCAACCCAAGCAAAAGCACCAGAGGAGCCCAAGGUUGACCAUGAAAAAGUCAGAACCCUCCUUGAGGAACUGUGGACAUGUGUAGACAUCUAUGGGCAGCACUCCAAAAACCAGCACCUUUCAAAUGUUGACACGUCAUUAAACCCCAACUCUAGCUCCAACUCCAGCCUACUUUUACCCUCCCUUGCCAGAAACGGAGUGUGCGCCCAUUUGAGAGAAGACAACAUGGAAUCUCAUAUCUAUGAAGUUAAAAAAAAGACUGAUUAUCCACAGAUGAAAAUGUCUCCACCUUCACAAAAAGCAGUCAAGCUCCAAGUUUCUCUUCAGGCCCUCGAUACCAGGAAGAAGAAAGCCAACGUAGCUUCUCCCAAAAAUACCAAGUCAUUGUCCACGGAUCAUAGAGCCACGGAUUCAUCUACUGAUCCUGAAAUGUCUAAAGUGUCUGUGGAGGAGAUAAUGAAAAUGUUCAGACCGUUGCCUCCUUGCAUGUCACCACUGCCAUACGAGGACACAGAGACAGAACCUAUGGAGACUGAAGAUGAAAAAACUGAAAUUCACCCACAACCUUUGAACGACUUGACCGAUCAGCAAGUGCCAUUGACCAAAACACUGUCUUCAAGUACUUGUCAUAACCUUUCAUCACCGGUGGAGAAGACGACAGUGACAACACUCGAUGUGACUCACCCUUCUUCAGAAAAUGACCCCAAAGAAUUGGGACAAAAUGAGUGGACAAAAACUGUUGAAACAAAACAGAGGACGGAAGGGAAAGAUGCUCCAAAAGACAUGUUCACAGAGCAGGGAGCAGCAUCACCAUCAUCAUCAUCUCCUCCAUCAGAUAAUUCACAUUUGGUUGUUUCAGUAACUGGUGAAGAAAAUCCUGUCACCAGUCUCUCCAGCAGUAAAACUGAAAGUCCCUUACGAAGAUCAGAAAAUCAGUCAGAGACUCCCACGAAAAUGGAUGUUGACGGACGCGUUGGUUUCACCAGUGACAAAUCCGUUUCUCCUGAAGCAGGAGACGGCGGAGUCUCAGUACAAGCUGGUGACGUGCUUCCAAACUCUCCUCCAACUUUUCCCGACCCUGUGGCAAACACUAAAGUUCCGAGCACAGUCAACAAUUCUGAUGUUGAAAAAACUCAACAGGACACUUUUGUGGAUGAAUUUGUCCCAAUGCCACAACAGAAUGGAAUUUCUCCAGGCAAGCAGAGUGGUGAGCCACAAGAGGGCGACAUUUGUAUGUCAGGCAGAAGUACCUCCAAUAAAACUGUUAAAAAGAUUAAUGAAAGCAAAGGAUCUGAGGUAGAAAAUAGUCACGAGGUACAAAGAUCUAUAAAAGGUCAGAGGUCAUCACCUUCCUUAGAAUCACACAACACCACUGGACCACAGAGCCCUCCAACAAUUUUACAGUUGAAUGUAAAUGAUGAUGGGGGCCAGGAAUCCGAACAAGCUGCAUUCAGGACUACUUCAGACCACAACCUAAAGCUUGAACACAAGUCUGCACUGACUAUUUCCGAGGAGACUUACAGUCUUGACUAUAAAUCCUUGGCAGAGAAUACACACACUGCGUGCAGACGGUUCAGUCCUGUGUGUCUGUUCCCCUCAGUAAAGGUACAGAGUUUAGAAGCUUGCGUUGAUGAAGGGAAAUCACAACUGACUGUUGGAAAUACCAGCAUUAGAACACAUAAGAAACUGCUGCGGUCUGUAGCUCAUUCAGAGCAGAACGGUGUUGACGAUGACCCCCAAGAGAACAGAUCUAGUCUUCAAACUAGUUCUUCCUCGUUGACACAGCACACAGUUAUCACAAAUGGACUACGUCAAUGUUUGGAGCCAAGUACUGGAGAGAGUGGAGGUCCGCAGCUGACGGAGACGGCAGCAGCCUCACCUACGCUCUCACCUCAGCCAGUGCAGUGCUUAGGUGAUCUUCGCUCUAAAAUGGGACCCCCACUCCCUCCUCUCCUGACCCCCCUGAGCACACCUCCAAAACAUGGGAAGUCCAUCAGUCCGUGUCAAGCUAUCGGGAAACUCUCAUUUCCCUCCCCCCUGGACAGAGCGGCUUCUCCUCACACUCCCGUCAGUGCCCACGUGACAUCCUCCAAACAUCCACUGAACUCUUUAAACAGCCCGUUGCGGUCAAACGGAGUCCUAUCCUCACCUCUUCAGUUCGGCUCGGCCACGCCCAAACACGCCGUGCCCGUCCCAGGUCGCCUGCCAGUAACAGCCAAGAAUGCCUCCCCCUCCUCGUCCUCCAGUCCUUCUCAGGAGAACUCCAUGAGGAUCCUGGACACCAUGUACCCAGAGAUGUCCGCCCGAGCUAGGACUCUGAGCAUUCUCAGAGGGAACGUUAACUUGAGCAUUUGCACGUCGGACAGUGGGACGUUGCCUACCACUGCUGACAGUCAAGUGUCCGGUUUCAAGUCCAUCAACUCCACCUCAACAGCCUUCACCAAAACCGAGGGCAAAGGCGAAAAAAGGCCAGCGGCCAGUCUGCUGCAGCCGCAAAACAACAAAUGCAGACGACUCGACGACUGCUCCGACACCAACAGUGAAACACAGAUGGCUUCCUGCUCGUCCAGCAACGCACAGGAAACGGCCUCAUCCAAAACAGUCUUUACACCACCAGAACAUCCCUCCAGUUCCAUGGGGAGUGGAGAACAAGAGGAGAAGAAUCCUGUCACCGAGGCUCUGGAGAAAAUACAGCACAAGUGCUUUGAUUUGUUGCCUGUGGUCCAGAGUCAUGUGUGGGUGAAAAACCUGCCUAAGAAGCCGGUGAUGAGGGAGGAGGAGAAGGACGUUGUCUCCGAUGUUGGUCAUGGCUCCAGGCUUGCAGCAGACGACAUGAUGUCUGCCAUACUUAACAAACUGAAGGCAGAAAAAAACAGCCUCAGCAGUGAUUACACACAGGCUCUCUGCAGAGUCUACACUGCCCUCUGCAGGCAGAGAAGCUUAUGGGAGCAGGCCCGCGUCUUUGCCUACUGCAUUCUGACAGAAGAUUUUCCCGAUGCUGCCAAGUUGAUUCUAUUUAUGGCAACAACAUGGCCCAGUGUUUUCUCACAGAGCAGUCCUUUGUGCCAGGCCAUUCACAUCGUCACUAAACUGAAAGCCAACGACGAGCUCCUCACCUGCCUGACAGCCUUUCUUGGCUGGGAAAAGAUGCCGCCAUGUGACAUUGAUCACCUGAUCUCCAGACUACUGUCUGAACUUCGUACAGGUUCAGGUCUGGUUCUUACAGAACACAAUCGAUACGGCUAUGACCUGGGACCUCACGCUUGGGAGCACGUCUUCACACUGCACCUCCUCUGUAUGCAUAAGAAGUGGAAGUGGACAUAUGAACAUGUCCUGGGGAAAGAGCUGUGGCCAUUGAUGAACUCGUGGAUGACGCAGCCACGAGAUCGACAGACGCCAGUUUCUGAUGUAACUGUGGCGACUGUGCUCCGACUUAUAGGAUGCCUGGGUCAAAUGGGAAUGAAAGAAAAAUGUGUGUCCUCGGUGGUCACCGUCGCCUCUGUCAUCAAUGCUUUUGGCAGACACGGACUGUCUGAAGGUGUACCCUGGGAGGUCCAGUUAGCAGCUAUCUACUGUAUCUAUGAACUGUCUCCCUGCAACCCCAAACAGGCCAUGGAAGCGUUGGCGGGGUGGAGAGAAGACACGUCUCAGAGAGUUCCUCCUGCAGUCACCAGCUGCAUUAACCAGUUAGCGUCAGUAUGCAGACAAGUCAAGAGCUGAUAUUGACACGGACUCUAGAACGUUAUGUUAAUGUGGACUGAAAAAUAAAGUACCAAUCAUGUAUUUUAAGAUUUUUAUUACUUCACAUCAAUCAUUAACUAAGCUGUAACUUUCUUCAUGCUUCAAAGUUUGACAUUUGAUGUCGUUAUAUUCACCAAUUUAUGCAAGAGCUUAAUUUGAGCAGGUGUUUUAUUUUUGUUACAAACAUGUUCCAUUACAAGGCUGUAAAAAUAUGUAAAAUUUCUAUUUGAGAUCAUGUGUGUGCUGUUGUAAAUGUCUUCUGUUUUGUUGUAAAUUAGGUGUUUAAAGUUUGAAAUAAUUUUGUACAGUGUAGAGAUUCAGAAGAUAUUAAUUAUUUUUCAAUAUUAAAAAGACUUUGUAUUGGACCAAACAAACAGUUCUGGUGCACUCUGAGCAUCAAUCUUUGCAACACAAACCUUUAUCUGCAGAAAUUGGAGUGUUCUGUUAGAAAACAGACUGUGUGUAGGAGCCCCUUCUCCCCUGCAGGGGUUGCCAUUAGGUUGGAAUGACUUAAUUCAUGAGCGUAGUGCACCUGAUGACAGAUCUAGUAAUCACUAGCAGGACUGGAGGGUACACCAUGACAAUAAAACAGACCUUAUUUUGAACAAACAAUACAUAUGAAACAUGAACGCAUAUCUUCUACAUUGUUCCUGUAAACUGACUUAAAUACGCUAUUAGCAGAUUUAAGAUACAUUACUAC